AUGUUGCGUGAAAAUGAUAAUCGUUCGAUAAUUAUGGCUAUGUUUUUGGUGCAGACUGAUGACGAGAAUGCGAUGAAACUGUCGAAUGAGGCAAAAUCGCGCUCGAACUCGCCACCUAAAGAACUGCAUGCCUUAAGUCCAUGCCUGAAUUUAUCACUGACCACCGCAUCGUUACCGAGCACCAGUGAAGGUUCGAAUUGUUUUCCUGUACAAAUCAGCGCAGAGACAGGUGAAGUGGUGGAAGAUGAAUGCUGUGAUGUAAUGAAUUGUUGUUCUUCGGAUCUAAUGGCUGCAACGAGUAGUGAGAUAAUACCGGUGGCAUUUGAUCAAACAUCAUGUUCGAAACGGUUAGGAAUCACAACCAGUACGGGUCGUAAGAAUCGCAGUAGUAACUAUAGUCAAUCUUAUCCAAAAGAAUCUUCCCCGUCAUCAUCGAUAACACCAACUGAUAAAGCUGGUAUUAACAUCAGCAGUAAUUUUCCUCUGCCUUCUCAGUCAUCAACGAUUGAUCAUUAUCAAACCGUCGAUAAAUCGGGUGAUCUUGAUGGUAGCAAUUCCUCGCUGAUUAUGAAUAAUGCUCUCACGAAGUUAGUUAUUUACUAUUGUUGUUACUAUUAUUAUUAA
Molecule: messenger RNA, 624 nt
Organism: Anisakis simplex (herring worm)
Lineage: Eukaryota; Metazoa; Nematoda; Chromadorea; Rhabditida; Anisakidae
Source: the annotation of a GenBank genome assembly